This is a messenger RNA of Pogoniulus pusillus (Red-fronted tinkerbird), 2535 nucleotides long. RefSeq names its product nudix hydrolase 12 (gene NUDT12). The record is from RefSeq and is a predicted model, not a curated record. Gene Ontology annotation, cellular component: cytosol; peroxisome. Gene Ontology annotation, biological process: NAD+ catabolic process; NADP+ catabolic process. The transcript has 8 exons. Gene Ontology annotation, molecular function: protein binding; metal ion binding; NADH pyrophosphatase activity. Lineage: Eukaryota; Metazoa; Chordata; Aves; Piciformes; Lybiidae. The coding region runs from base 625 to 2016 and encodes 463 amino acids.
GCCGCGACAGAGAGCCAGCCCCGACCGCUACCGGCGCCUCGCCAGCCUGCGCCGCAAGCGGGGCGGGACGUCGCCGGGACACACCCUCUGCCGCGGCGGAAAAGCAGGCAGAGACCAACUACCGGCUGAGGCUACGCCGGCCCGGCCACUGGCUGUAGCGAAGCUGUCUGCUGGGGUGCUGGGGCAAAUAGGCUUCGCUUUCGUCCUAAGACGCCGGUCUCGACUGCUCGUACACGCAGAUGCAGCACAGUGGAAAAAGGCAGGUGCCCUCCGCUCUGGCAGGCUCAGGGGGCGGGCGCUGCGCGACUGCAUGGGGUUUGUUCCGGCGCGGCGCCUUCGGCAUCGGCGCUGAGGGCGGCAGGCGUGGCGGUCAGGGAGUCACUGCAAGGGCACUUGUUCUGGGUCAGGUGGAGAAAACACCAUGGUUUGAGUGUGUUUUCGAGAAGUGAUGGUGGAACGGACACAACAGAAUGUAAGCUCUCAGUGCCUUUGUGCCGGUGCCGGGUGCCAGCAGCCGGGUGCCAGCAGCCCUCUGCCCCGCAGCUGAGGGAUCGGCGGCCGCCGCCGGAGGCUCAGCGAAAGUUACUAUAGGAGUUUGUUACCACUGAUCGGGUACUUCAUGCAAUGACAGUCUUUGAAAAGAACCUGCACCAGAAAAUUAUUUCUGAGCUGCAUAAUUUUGCUGCCCUCGGAGAUGCAGCCAAACUGAAAGCAUUGCUUAAGCAAUCUCCAUCACUUAUCAAUGCAGCUGCAGAUAACGGCUGGACAGCCUUGAUGUAUGGCGCCAGAAAUGGACAUUUUGAGGUUGUGCAGAUUCUUCUUGAAGAAGGGUGUGACACAUCCAUUGUUAAUAAAUCAAGGCAAACAGCUCUGGACAUUGCCAAAUUUUGGGGAUACAAGCACAUAGUGAAUUUGUUGGCAGGUGUGAAUGGUGGACAGAGGCCUACUUUUCUGUCAGGUGAAGUAAAGGAAUGUGAAAAUUAUUUUGGCUUAACACUUUUGGACAGAAAAAGCAUUAAAAGAACGGAUUCCAAGUGGCUAAGUGAAAAGCAAACCCAUCCAACUACAGUAUACCUCCUCUUCUCAAAUCUAACUCCUUUGGUUACUUCGAGUGGGGGAAUAGAGGGCUCUGAGCAGCAAGAAGUAAAGCUUUGCAGGCUGUGCUACAAGGAUGUGGAGCAGUACAUAAACCAAACUGAAGAAGGCACCUUAAUUUUUCUUGGAGUUGAACUUACGUUCCACAUGAAUGUGGUGGGCGCUUGCAGUGAAAGAGCUCUACAAGAUGAAAAAGAUGAGUUAGUUGCUUGGUUUGCUCUUAGCAUAGAUUCUGCUUCUGCUGAGAAGUUCAAACAGAAUCACAAGGAUUGCUACUUUCUUCACCCACCAAUGCCAGGACUACUUUGGCUACCUGACAAAGAAGCUGGAGUGGUAGCCCAGGCUAGGUCUGUUCUAGCAUGGCACAGUCGCUACCAGUUCUGCCCAACAUGUGGGAGUGCAACCAGGAUUGAAGAAGGAGGUUACAAGAAAGUCUGCUUAAAAGAAGAUUGUCCCAGUCUCCAGGGGGUUCACAACACAUCGUAUCCAAGAGUUGAUCCUGUUGUGAUAAUGCAAGUCAUCCAUCCAGAUGGGAACCACUGCCUUUUAGGUAGGCAGAAGAGGUUUCCACCAGGAAUGUUUACCUGUCUCGCUGGAUUUAUUGAACCUGGUGAAACAAUAGAAGAUGCUGUUCGUAGAGAAGUAGAAGAGGAGGCAGGAGUCAAAGUUGGCCAUGUUCAGUAUGUUUCUUGUCAACCAUGGCCCAUGCCCUCUUCCCUAAUGAUUGGCUGCUUAGCUGUUGCAUCAUCUACAGAAAUUAAAGUUGACAAGAAUGAAAUAGAGGAUGCCCGAUGGUUCACAAGAGAAGAGGUCAUGGAAGUUCUCAUGAAAGGAAACCGACGUUCUUUCUUUGUACCACCAAGUCAAGCUAUUGCACACCAGUUGAUAAAACAUUGGAUUGGAAUGAAUGCUAAUCUUUAAUUCCAAUAAUUGAUUAUGCUAUACCUAUGAAUAAAAUCAUGUCAUCUGUUGAGCCUUCUGGAAAUGAGAAAGAAGCAAUACAGUGCUUCCCUUAAAAUUGCUUUUACAGAAAAGAGGAAGUGUAAACUACAGCUAACAGCCGAAGCACAGAUUAUCAGUGGAAGUCCUCUCUUCUAAAAAUUGUGUGGACAGAAGGAAGCCAAAUUUACAAGUCAUUCCUGGAAAUAAAGGAAGACAUUGGACUGUGUGGAAACAGUAAUGCAAGUUAAGCUAUGCAAAGAAUAUUUAACUAUUAAUACAAUGAUUACACAUUUAGAAAAAUGAGCAAGGAAGGAAGAAAUGAGCAGAUGGAGAUAGUAAGAUAUUAAGAAUCAGACUAUUUUUUCUAAUUGAGCAUCUGUAUAAACAAUAUAUUUCUACAAUUAAAGUGCUAAUAAAUAAUUUCAAAAUUUUUAUUUUACUGUGUGAAAAUGCUUUAAAAAGUUUAGUUUGAAAAAUAAAGCUUCAUUAAUCUCUGAG